Messenger RNA from Aquila chrysaetos chrysaetos, 5133 nucleotides. RefSeq names its product mitotic deacetylase associated SANT domain protein (gene MIDEAS). Gene Ontology annotation, cellular component: transcription regulator complex; histone deacetylase complex. Gene Ontology annotation, biological process: regulation of transcription by RNA polymerase II; negative regulation of DNA-templated transcription. Gene Ontology annotation, molecular function: transcription corepressor activity. The coding region runs from base 1582 to 4923 and encodes 1113 amino acids. The record is from RefSeq and is a predicted model, not a curated record. The transcript is spliced from 13 exons. NCBI's taxonomy places the organism in Eukaryota, Metazoa, Chordata, Aves, Accipitriformes, Accipitridae.
AUAGAAGUAUUUAAAAGCUAAGAUUAAAGUGGUGAAAUAACAAGUGGUUGUAUACCAUUUUCUGUAUUUUAUGCAUUCUUAACUUUGCCAAGGUUUGAGGAGAAGUCAGAGUCUUUCCCAUGUCAUUUCUGCAGCAUUCUGUCAGAGAGAAUUGCGUGCAUAUGGUCACAAAGGAGAUUAGGAAUGUGCAAAAUUUAAACUUGCUUAUCAUGCAAAGUAGCAAAUGAACUAAGCAAAGUACAGGACAACAUAGCCCUCAACAGGUGGGCUGAAGAGUAGAGUUUAAGGUUACUACAGUGUGUAAGGUCGUGAACUUGAUAGGUGAAAUUGUACAAAAAUGCACAUACUUAGUGAAGAGAAUAUUUAAAGAAAUGGAAUAAUGGUGAGUGGUUAUUAAAUAUACAGGCAAAAAGUUUUAAAGGGAGAUAAAGAUACUUUAUAUUAAAUUAUUGUAAUUGAGCGUUUUUAAGUUGUCCUCUAAAUCAAAUAACCUUUUAACUUCAAUUAAAAAAAUACAUUAAAAAGGUUUUAUAGCAAACUCUCCAGGCUAAUGAUAAAUUGGGACAAGAUAGUUGCAACAGAUAGGGAUGUCUAAAUGAUUCUGCAGAACCUACUUUGGGUUGAGUAAAAUCUGCUAAUGGGUGCUCAGGGCUGGUACCAGCCUAGUGAGUGCCUCUGCCCUGCGCUCUUCAGAUAUCUCUGCUUUGAAAGGACUUUUUUAAUUUGAGAAAAGCAUCCUGGAUGCAGGCAGAGACUCCUCCUUAGUCCUGUUGUAUACUUAAGUCCUUGGGGAGACUUUGCCUAAAUCUAGCCCACGUGCUGUUUUAUGUGUUUAUGAUUAUUCUUUAACUCUAGUGCAGAUAUGCUGGAGAAGUUUUAGCUAAAAAUGCUAACCCUAAUUUCUCUUGGUAGGGUACCAUAAGUUACUUUGCUUAUGUUUUUUUCAUUCCAGAAAAUACUGCAUAAGUGCCUGUUGGGGGUAUGUGUAUCUAAUUCAACAAUCUUUUUAGGUCCAGAAGAGAAAGCCUUGCAACACGGAAAAAUUCUGUAGAAAUCUGAAAAUAAUUACAGUAUUAAAGGUGGUGAUGUACAUUUUCUAUUCACCUGAAGAAAGUUUGAGAGAUGUUCUUUCAUGCCAGAAGUUCCUGGAAGUGAAAAUAACUGAUGAUGUUGGAUGCCAGAUCUUAGAGUUAUUAAAACAAAAUAUACUGAUGCUAGGUUCUGCUUUUUCUCUGUGCAGUGUAAAAGCAAUGCAAGGUCUCAUAACACUUCAGUAUAUUUGGAGGCAAGACACAGUAUUUUCUGGGAAUUAUGGUAUCAGAACUGGCUCUGUGCUUUAUUCAAAGGACCUGUAACUAAGUGGACCCUACUGACCUCUGAACCACAAAGGAUAAGAGUGAAAAGAAGUGGGAGAAACAUACGAAGAGAAAGGAAGUGGAUGCACUUUCAUCUGGACUUCUUUCCUGCCUUUUAUUACUAAAACUGAAUGGAAAAGAGAGACUUCCGUGCCUUUCCUCCCCCACCCUCAGGGAUGGGUGGAUUGUAAAUACAGUGUGUGCAGCUGGGAGAAUAGGCUGAACUAUGAAUCUUCAAGCUCAGCAAAAGUCUUCAAACAAAAGGACUGGGAAACGAAUUGCCUAUUUUAAUGAGCAGGAAAUAGCUGCGUCAUCAAAAGAACCACAGCAGCAGCUUAAGGAAGGACAGUACUAUGGUCAUGGAGGGAAUAUACCGGUCUCCCAAACUAUGGAGAUUUCUCAUGCAGGAGCAUUAACAAAUGCCCCCAACAAUGUUGCUCUGAUGAACUCUGUUUACAGUCAAGAUAGGGGAGAAUCAAUGAUGAUGUCCCAGACGGUAACAGCUGUCAAAUGGCAGAAUUCACUAAUGGGAAACCGGCUGCCAGAGAGGGGUGACAGCCACUGGCAGUCUCCACCUUCGAUGUGGAACCACAGUAUGGUUUUUGGGGGCAACCCAAAAGGACCCCACUCCAAUGCUGGUGCCCCAGGCUUCUAUGGCCACCCAGAAGCCCUUAAAAGAAAUCAAGAGAAAGGAGUGUUUGUGUCACAGCUGGACUUGUAUGGAGAUGCUGUCCAGCAGAUGAUGUCCCAGAAGGCUCAGCUGGAGCAGCAAGCCCUGGUUAGACAGCAAGCUCAGAUAAAUUCUUUUCAUCAGAUGCAGAAACAGCAGCAGCAGAAUCAAAGUCUGCCGUUACAGCCUUUCCAACUUGCGUUUGGUCACCAAGGCCAAAAGCAGGGUCUUCCUGAAUUGUUACAUGUCUUUCAAGAAGCCCCAGCUUCUUCCAGUCCAGCAUUUACUGCUCAACAAAAACAGCAAGCUCUUCCCCAGCUACAACUGUUUGAAAAUUUCUAUCCUCAACAGCAGCAGCAGCAGGUGGCUGCCACACAAGCCUUCAGUCUGCAGCAAACUACUUCCAUAGCACAGCCUCAUGUGGCAGCUGCAGCACCUCAGCAUCACAUGAUGGCACACCAGUUUCAGCAAACAGAGAGGAACCAGGAACUAUUCAAGGCUCUAACAGAGCAGAACCAACAGACUGUGCUACCUCAGACCCAGAUUCCUUUUCCAAGAAGGUCACGGAGACUCUCCAAAGAAGGUGUCCCGCUGACAUCUGCAGGAGAAGUGUUGGCUUCCAAGCAGGCAGAAGAACAACCUAGCAAUUUAUUUCUGCAUCACUGGCAAACACAUCAGCAAGAGGUCCCAUUACAGCAGCCGCCUGAAUCACUGGCCCACAACAAAAGUAGCUAUUCGCACCCCAAGAGAAUGGAUCUGGGGCAGAAGGAUGUCCUGGUCAAGAGUGAGCUGUGCCAGGUGGAAAUAGACAGGCAAGCCACAGCCCAGAAUGGUAGAGAUGGGGAGAAACAGGCAGAAGCAGUUGAAGAAAACACUCAGAGAACUAAUGAUUUUCAGGGUGUCAGAGGUGGCGUAAUCCAGAGUACACGACGGAGACGGCGUGUUUCUCAAGAAGCCAAUUUGCUAACUUUGGCCCAAAAAGCUGUUGAGCUGGCUUCUCUUCAGAAUGUAAAGGAACUGGAUACUUCAGAGGAGAAGAAGAGUGUGCUGAUAGCACCAGGACCUACAGCUGCAAAAAGUGUUGUGGAAUUUGCCAGUUCUUCACCAGCUCCCAAAAGAGCCCGGGAGGAUAACAGCCUCGUGCCUCUUAUCAUUCCUGUGUCUGUGCCAGUGAGAAAAAUUGACUUGCAGAGCCUUGGAAAGGAAAAGUCUGAGGAUGGAAAGCUCCAGAGAGGCCAAACAAAUGAUCGAGCUCCUUGUGAACGCAAGCCUUCUGUGAUAGUCACUCGGAGGCGAUCUAAUCGUAGUACUAAUGUGGAAACCUCAAAUCAGCACGAAGAUGCUGUUCCAAAGGAUGAAGCAGAGGGCUUUGCCCGGAAACCAAAGCAGCGGCCAAGACCUGAGCCACUCUUCAUACCACCAAAAGCUGGCACCUUUAUUGCACCACCUGUUUAUUCUAACAUUACUCCGUAUCAGAGCCACUUACGGUCACCUGUCCGUCUGGCAGAUCAUCCUUCAGAUAGGAACUUUGAGCUACCUCCUUACACUCCUCCGCCAAUUCUUAGUCCAGUGAGAGAAGGAUCUGGACUAUAUUUUAAUGCUAUCCUCUCUUCAAGUGGUCAUUCAGUUCCACCUCCAAUGACUCCUAAAAGUGCUCACAGAACUCUGCUUAGAUCAAAUAGUUCAGAAGUUACCCCUCCUGUUCUUACAGUAGUGGGGGAAGCCACCCCGGUCAGCAUUGAACCGCGAAUUAAUGUAGGAACUCGCUUUCAAGCAGAAAUCCCAUCACUCCAAGACAGAUCUCUGGCAGCAGUUGAUGAACAUAAAGCAGAGCUGGUGUGGCAGCCGUGGGGUGACCUGGAAACCAACAAAGUCACCCAAGAGAAUGUGGAAAACCUGCUAGCUGCUGCCUGUUCAAGCAUUUUUCCUGGGGCUGGAACCAACCAGGAGCUGGCGCUGCAUUUCUUACAUGAGGCAAAGGGAAGCAUUCUGGGAGCUUUGACCAAACUGCUAUUGAAGACACCAGUACGACCGCCUACCCACCCUUUGGCAGAUUAUCACUACACAGGAUCAGACAAGUGGAAAGUUGCUGAAAAAAAACUUUUCAACAAAGGCAUUGCAAUCUACAAGAAAGACUUUUUCUUGGUCCAAAAGCUUAUAAAAACCAAAACAGUGGCUCAGUGUGUGGAAUUCUACUACACAUACAAGAAACAGGUGAAAAUUGGUCGAAAUGGGACCUUAAUCUUUGGGGACAUUGAUGUUGCUAAUGAGAGAUCUAUGAAAGAUGAAGCUGAAGUUGACAUCAAGAGUUCCCAUAGGUUUGCACGUGUUCUUCCUCCCAGAAGGGACAUUUACAGUGAAGAACAGGGGCAUGUGGAGGAGGAGGAAGAGGAGGAAGAAGAGGAGGCAGAGGAAGGGUUGGAUAACAGAAGGAAGAGCACAGUUCCUCUCAAAGAUGAACAGACACUACAAGAUGAUGUAAUAGCCAGUGAUGCCAAUAUGAGGAAUCAAGAGGCAACUCUCACAGGCAGAAUUGGAAGGAAGCCAAGGGAGACAACAGUGAAGCCUCGAAAGCAUAUUACUGCUCCAGUGCAGAGGAGGCGGCGGAAACAGAAGAUAAAAUCAGAUGCUACCAGUAAAACUCAGAACACAGAAAACACAUUUCCAUGUAAAAAAUGUGGCAGGGUAUUCUACAAGGUGAAGAGCCGCAGUGCUCACAUGAAAAGCCACGCAGAGCAGGAAAAGAAGGCGGCCGCACUGAAGCAGCAAGAGAAGGAGGCGGCAGCAGCAGCAGCAGCAGCAGCCCACAGCCAGGCCCGGCAGGAAGAGAGCAGUGAGAGUGGGAGCAGCAGCAGUGGAGGCAGCAGUGCAAGCUCAGAUGAAGAUGGAGAAAUAUAGUAGCAGACCAGAAGUGGAGGGAGUAGCAAGGCUGGACCCAACCUCCCUCUUGGUGGUCUCACUUUUUUUGCUUGCACUUUUCUUACCUGAACCAUCAGGUCUCAGUUUCAGUGCUGCCAUUUCCUCAUGCCACAUGUUCCACUUCACCUUGCCAGUACAGACCAAGCUGGAAUGGUGGAUGAAAAGAUUUGUUUCAACUUGGAUUUUUUU